AGUAGUCACUACUCACUACUCCGUACUCCGCAGUCCACCCCUCUUCUUCCUCCCUUGACCAGCGAAGGCUGUGUCUUGUUAAAUCUGGAGCCUCUUAGUUCCCACCUCAUGACAUCCUUCAAUAUCAACCACUACCACCAUAAUUAGUCCUUUCCCCCCUUCUUUUUCAAAUUAAAUUCAAAUAAAUCACUACAUCAAUGUCAAUGGCUACUUCACACACCUCUCUUUCCUCAAUCACCAUCCCUUCUUCUUCCAAAUUUAGUUCUUCACUGUCUCCAUUGCUCGCGCUAGCACCUCCGCAACGCACUAAAGCGCGUCGCCUCAACGUUAGGCGCACGUGCAUCAGGGCAAUGGUUCAGCAAGCCGUUCAGGGUGCCCCUGCUGCUUACGCCAAGGAAAUGGAGCGCCUUUCAGCCAAAGAAUCGCUUCUUCUCGCUUUUAAAGAUGCAGGAGGUUUUGAGGCACUGGUCUCUGGGAAGACAACUGAUAUGCAAAGGAUUGAUGUGAAUGAAAGGAUAACUGGUCUUGAGCGGCUCAACCCGACACCCCGUCCAACCACGUCACCCUUUUUGGAAGGACGAUGGAACUUUGAGUGGUUUGGUUCCGGAAGUCCAGGGUUGUUUGCUGCACGAUUAAUAUUUGAAAAUUUUCCUUCAAGCAUAGCUAGUUUGUCAAAGAUGGAUGUGUUCAUUAAGGACGGAAAUGCUAACAUUACUGCUAACAUGAACCUGUUGAACUCGAUAGAAAGCAAAGUAAUUAUCUCAACCAAGUUAUCUGUGGAGGGGCCACUUAGAAUGAAAGAGGAGUAUGUUGAGGGGACUCUUGUGUCACCAACAAUUAUUGAAGACAGAGUUCCAGAACAGCUUAAAGGUGCACUUGGGCAGGCAGUUAAUGCUGUACAACAGCUUCCCGUUCCUAUACGCGAUGCUGUUUCCAGUGGUCUAAAAGUUCCUCUAAGUAACAGCAUUCAAAGACUCUUCAUGAUAUCUUAUCUCGAUGAGGAAAUACUUAUUAUUAGGGAUACUUCUGGAAUGCCCGAAGUUUUAACGAGGCUGGAUGCAUCACCAUCUUCUUUGGGAGAAUCAAUUCCUGAGUAUGAGAGCUAGGAAUUUCUAUGUAAAGUGAAACUUUCUGUUCCUCUUACACCCUCUUGGUUUCAAAUUACAGCUCCAAAUUCUCUCUCAUUGGUUAAUCUUUAUGGUUCUCAAAUAGAAGGUAGAAUUUCAAAAAAUACGUGUCAAUUUGGAUCUGACACGAGUUGUUGCAUAAACGUAUUCUAUACUUUGUGCUUAGAUCCUUAGAUCCAUUAUAAGAAAGUGGGUUAUCUGAUGUAGAAAUUGAAUAAUUGAAUAAUGUGCCAUUCACAUUCACACAACCUACUCUGAAAUAAAAAAUAAAAUAAAAUAAAAAUCUGAUU
Messenger RNA from Arachis stenosperma, 1417 nucleotides. Its product is annotated as probable plastid-lipid-associated protein 13, chloroplastic. The record is from RefSeq and is a predicted model, not a curated record. The transcript has 7 exons. The coding region runs from base 198 to 1106 and encodes 302 amino acids. NCBI's taxonomy places the organism in Eukaryota, Viridiplantae, Streptophyta, Magnoliopsida, Fabales, Fabaceae.